UGUAAGAGCAGCAGUUGCCAGCGGAAACGGAAGUGCAGAAAGGCCCGAACGGCUGGCCGUGCAAACUGUUGCUCGUCGGUGUGUUGGUGUUUUGUGUUUGUGUGUUGUGUGCGUCGGCAUUGGUGUACCAGUAUCGGUGUGCUGGUGUUGUGUUUGUGUUUAGUGGCAUUGUUGGUGUUGGACAAUUAGCAAAGUUGCUAUAACAGACCGAAUUAUCCGACAAAUUUGAUGAAAAUGGUAAACAUUAAACUGUAAUGCGGCACGCGGAGUAAAAAAGUCCUGAAAUGGCACAGCAACAGCGCAGUUGGGACGAAGGAGCCGUCGGAGGAGGUUCCUAUGGCCAUCCCCACUCCUCCCAUCACAAAGUACCUGCACGAGCUGCCAGCAAUCCUUUGCCCUGUAAAGGAGCCACUCCCAAAAUGCCCAGGCAAUACCAUGGAGCUCCAUCACCGGGUUAUAGCUAUGGUGGAUAUGAGACCCCACGGAGUCCCAAAAUCACGACCACCUUUGCCCAGGAUAGCUGCGAUGAUGCUAGUAGCUCCACCCCGAGCUCAUAUUAUCAGACACCUCCUUCAGGAUCAAUAGAUGAUUCGGCCUCUUUGCUCAGUGGACGGACCACUGCUCGCAGUCCCAAGUCUCCGUGCCAGUUCGUCUUCGAUGCAGUGAGUCCCAGCCACGGGCGGAAGUUUGAGUACUACGAACCCAUCUCACCCGACGAUGGAGCCCUGUAUUACGAUCCACCCAGUUCGCCACGACGUCAGGGCUCCAAGAAGUUGAUGAGGACAAAGACACCGCUAGAUCCGGUUCCUCAGUUAACGACAACCGGAGUGGAUGAGAGUAUGGCAGUGGCCAUGGCCAUGGGAGGCGGAGGAUACAAUCAAGGGGGACUUAACAAGCGGCAGCGGGAUGAAUGGGAACUGCCGGUCAUCAGCAAGAUCGAGGCAAGAAAUCUCAGCGCAGCUGCAUCCGCUGCAGGAGCAGGAUCGGGUUCGGGUGGUGGAAACUAUUACGGUUUAAAGCGUGAUUCCUGCGUCACUGACUGCACACAGCUAUCCAUGGAAUCCGGUGAGACGGGCACCCAGCAUACCAACAGCACCAUGGUGACCCACACCACCACCAGUUUUAGCUUUACGGAGCCGGAAAUGGAGCAAGAACCUGGACAGCCGCAAUCGCAUCGCCAACGCCGCCAUGCCAUCAACAUCACCUCCAAUCCCGGCUACCAGGUGCUGCACAGCUCCCAUUCCACCCUGGAUCGUACCUGUUCCGAUAGCGUUGUCUCACUGCGCUAUCGCAAAUCCACCAGUGACCUGACCCAAGAUGCUGACCACGAGUUGAGUGGCUGCAAGCCCAACAAGCCGAAGCCCCAUGUGGAACACAAACCCCGGCGCAGGGGCAGUUCCAAAGGCGGAUUGGCCUACCUGGCCAGCCGUCGGAGUUCUCGGGAAUCGAUGAAGAGCGCCUGCUCCAAUGCCUCCAUUGUUUCGAAUGACGAUGUUGGACCUUUGGCCUUUCAGAGCUCCAAUCGCGGUCGCCAGCGCAGAACUUCGAACUUUCUCGAGUUGCCAGUUCCUGACCAUGUGCGUCCGCGUGUCUGCUCUCUGCCAGAGCGACCGUACAAUCCGAGGGCCAGCGAUGAUCUAUAUCGGCUGCGUCACUUCUCCAUCAGCAAAGGCAAUGUCGUGAACUGUGGCGACUCGAUAAUAUCGCGGAGAUCACGGAGCAACACCAGCGUGAACUCAACGAAUAGCAGGGCCAGUGAGCGGUCGCCCUUCGAGGGAAGCUGCUGUGGGGCGGGCUACGCCAAUGUGGACUCCUUGCCAGCGACACCAGAUGACUCGGAGAACUUGGAUCCACCUCCGCCGGCCCGCUACCGCGUUGUGAUGCUAGGCGAUGCCGGAGUGGGCAAGACGGCGCUGGUCAAUCAGUUCAUGACGUCGGAGUACAUGCAUACCUACGAUGCUAGCCUGGACGACGAGUUCGGCGAGAAGACGGUGAGCGUGCUGCUGGAUGAUGAGGAAUCGGACAUGGUAUUCAUCGACCAUCCCAGCGUAGAGAUGAGCGUCGAGAACUCACUGUCCACCUAUGAACCCCAUGGCUGCGUCGUUGUCUUCUCUGUGGUGGAUCGCAGCUCCUUUCGCGUGGCCGAGGAAAUCAUCAAUUAUCUGUGGCAGGAAAACUAUACCAAGGACAAGGCCGUCAUCCUGGUAGGAAACAAGGCGGAUCUGGCCCGUGCCCGGCUUAUCACCUCACAGGAGGGCAAAGCCCUGGCCGCCUCACGCGAUGCCAAAUUUAUUGAGACGUCCAGCGGCAUACAGCACAACGUCGAUGAGCUGCUCGUCGGCAUAUUGAAGCAGAUGCGCCUGAAAGAAAAGCGAGAGAAGAAGGCCACCGCCUCGAAAAUGAAGACCUCUCGCACCCACAUAUCGCUGCACUUGGCCAAGGAGCUCCUGCAGAAGAUUUGCCUCAGUGACAUAUCCAAGUCGAAGAGCUGCGAGAAUCUGCAUGUGCUAUAAAGAUAUUCCACUGGCGAAACCCAAUCACAUAUGCUGAGCCCACCCAGAUGUCUUCUUCCUUUCCCGUUUCGCCGGCAUUCCUGGGGUGAAAUUAUGCCACAAAACUGUAUACAAAAGAGAAAUUUUUAUCAAAAGCGGCUGCCGGGCGGAAUAUUCCAAAUGCCAUUCAAAUUGGACCGCAAGAGGCUGGCGGGGAUGUGUUCAUCUCCUUUGUUGUGCUCCGUUUAUUAAAAGUUUAAUGCCGGGUCUUGGAUUUCGGCAAGUCAUUGGCUGUGGUCAGGCCUCCAGAUUCGGCGAUACGCCUAUCGUCGUGUUUAUGGCGGAUGUUUUUGGUUCGUCUUAUCGCCACCAGACGCACCUCCAAGUGGAUGGCGAAGGCCGGAUUGAUAAGAGCCGAUCCAAUAAUCCAAUGAUCCGAUGAACCAGCAACCCAGCAAGGCGUGUGCAACCUCCAAGCCCAAAACAGAAACCCGCUGAAGGGGGCGGGUCUCUCACAAUACUACUUAAAACAGUAUAAAUAUAUUUAUAGGUGUAUAUUUUAAAUGCGUACUCGCAUAUACAUAUUAUGUGUUCCAUUGCGAAUAACUUCAAUUCCAAUAAUGUGCUGUCAAUUGAACGCUACGAAACGCUUAAGAGGAGCAGCCCCCCAAAGGACGAGAGAAACUUUAUAGAUGUUGAUUUAUGUAUACACAUAGUGGCCAUAAGCAUCAUAUAUAUAUACCAUAUAUGUAUACACGUGACCUAUAUCGGAUAAGUUUAUUGUCUAGGCUAGGGUUACUUAACGCUCCACCUGCUUCGCAAAAUAAUUCUUCCAAUUGACGAAAAUCUCAUAUCGGAAUGACUGUUGAAUGUUGACUGUUGUUAGUCUAAGCCAAGAACAAAUACCAUUUAAUCAAAGUACUUCACUCAUACGUUACUACGAGUAUAUAGAUGUAUUCUUACGUGUACCUAUACUAUAUAUAUAUACAUAUAUUAUAUAUUUAAAGACAACAUAUACAUAUAUAUAUAUACAUGGAACUUCUAACACUUCUGAACUCAUACGCUUAUAUUUGAAAAAUACCUUUUACAAAAUGCGAAAGGCAAGCAAAAACAAACGUAACUCUAACUAUUUUCAUACGCAAACUUACACAUUAGAUGGGGGAUUUGGAAUGGGUUUGAAGGCCUGUCCUGGCCUGGUCUAGGCUGCCAUAGCCUGGCCGGGCAACAUAACAGGCUCGUCCAAAAGUCGAGCACUCGACAGCUGUGCACUCAUGUUUGCUCUACCCCCCUUCCUUCCGCCUCACAUCAUCCACCUCCACCGCUCUCCUUUCUGUCGAGUGCACUUUAUCAUUUUUAACAUUUAGCAAACAAAACACAAACUUGCUCCGGCGAAAGUUUUAAUUUGCAAAAACGCAGGGCCUGGCCUGGCUGGCGAAUUCGAAUAUUUCCCAGCCGCAUUCCUCAAAUCUGUGGCAAUCUGCAUCGCGCAUACGCCGUGUGUGUGUGUGUGUCAGCAUCAGGGUCGCGGCUUUAAUUUGAUUUGCUAAUCAAAUCGCUGAGGAUAUUUGUACCGAAAUCGAAUCAGAGCCAGCUAUAAACUCCCACCGAAUUUAUUGUGUAAUGCUAUUAAAUAAACAAUGUAUUCUAAAUGAGAUUUUACUGCUACCAUUUAGAUCCAAAAGUUGGCUUAAAGCGUAGCUAUAAAGAUAACCAAACCAGACAUAUACCAGAUAUAUAUGUAUGUAAAGAUCGAUGUAUAUUUAUAUUUUUCCAAGGCAAGCUGAGAGACAAAGCAAACUGCGACAGCGACUAUACAACUGAAGGGAACCCCCGAAAACAAAGAAAACAAUUUUGUGUUGCAUAGUGUAAUCCACAAAUGUACGCUUUCGCCUGUCAACGAGAUGAGGCAGCAGAAAAAAACAAAUUAAUUAGAGUACACGGAGAUAAAAUCCGAUUUCUUGUUUGGUGUGUAUAACUUUCCUCAGCCCCUCCCCUCCCCUUCCUGCCCUUAAGACUCUCUCUUUCGAUCUCAUCAUCCGAUAAAUAAAGGACAAGGACGCUCUGUAA
Drosophila eugracilis is the source of this 4559-nucleotide messenger RNA. RefSeq lists its product as uncharacterized. NCBI's taxonomy places the organism in Eukaryota, Metazoa, Arthropoda, Insecta, Diptera, Drosophilidae. The coding region runs from base 285 to 2513 and encodes 742 amino acids. Gene Ontology annotation, cellular component: plasma membrane. The transcript has 7 exons. Gene Ontology annotation, molecular function: calcium channel regulator activity; GTPase activity; GTP binding. The record is from RefSeq and is a predicted model, not a curated record.